GUUUGUCGUUCGUUUUUGUGCUGCAAUCCUCGAUUCGGUUAGCCACGUUCGAAGUGGUGUUUAGUAUUUGGGGUCUGGACUACAAAAGGAUUGAUUAAAGUGGAGAGACACGCAAGGACAACUUAAAACUCAAAUGCUGAAGAUAUUUCUGCUGAGCGCUGCGCUUGGCUUAGCUUACGCCGGCAGUUUUGGACCCGGUCCAUACUAUGGGGGCCCAGCUGGACCCCUACAAACCUAUGCGGGCUACGGUCCACAUCACGGGCCACAGCCAUAUGUGGCGCCUGCUCCCGCACCCAAGCCAGUUGCGCCUGAACCGUAUGAUCCUGAUCCCAAGUACUCCUUCGGCUACGACAUCCAGGACGGAUACACCGGUGACCUGAAGAGCCAACAUGAAACGCGCCACGGUGAUGUGGUCAAGGGCAGCUAUUCAGUGGUGGAUCCAGAUGGCACCAAGCGCACAGUGGACUACACAGCCGAUCCCCAUCACGGCUUCAAUGCAGUUGUACGCAAAGAGCCGCUCUCUUACAAGCCAUUGGCUGCACCAGGACCUGCUCCACAUGCGCUGCUCGCAGGUCCGGCGCCAGCACCUGCAUUGCCGGCAGUGCCCAAGGCCCCGCUCCCGCUGCUCUCCUAUCCCUACGCCUUGAGCCACUUACAUCGUACAGCACCAGCACCGGCUCCAGCACCGGCACCAGCACCAGCUCCUGCUCCUGGUCCCGUAGUUUCCACCGCACAUUUCCAUGCUGCCUAUCCAGCACUUGCCCAUAGUCCCUAUGCCCAAUAUCCCGCUGCUCUUCCCGCAUCUGCUGCCGACCCUCACCACGCCUACUAUCAUCAUUGAGAUCCGCAGGCAUUUGGCAACUAGAAGGCAAUCUAUUUCUAGCUUUCUCUGAUCUUUGAUUAGUUCUGACUUUACUAACACCACCUCCUAUAUGUGUUUAUCUGUUUCUCCGAUUUCAUUCUGCUUUCUAAACGGUCCACUCUAUUCCUUGUUGUGUUCGUCAUUGGAUGUUGGUAAUACAUGCUUAUAUAUAAUAUUAAAUAUAUACGCGGCCUUAUCUCACAAGUUUUGCUUAAUAUAAGCUCAAAUACUUUAAAAAUGUAUGUGUUGUUAUAUUUCAAGUAUAAACUUAAAUU
Molecule: messenger RNA, 1137 nt
Organism: Drosophila grimshawi
Lineage: Eukaryota; Metazoa; Arthropoda; Insecta; Diptera; Drosophilidae
Gene: Cpr92A
Product: larval cuticle protein A3A
Exons: 3
Coding region: 134-841 (235 amino acids)
Cellular component (GO): extracellular matrix
Source: RefSeq, a predicted model, not a curated record